Messenger RNA from Erinaceus europaeus (western European hedgehog), 1584 nucleotides. RefSeq names its product cytoplasmic tRNA 2-thiolation protein 1-like. Gene Ontology annotation, molecular function: tRNA binding. NCBI's taxonomy places the organism in Eukaryota, Metazoa, Chordata, Mammalia, Eulipotyphla, Erinaceidae. Bases 19 to 1464 code for a protein of 481 amino acids. The record is from RefSeq and is a predicted model, not a curated record. Gene Ontology annotation, cellular component: cytosolic tRNA wobble base thiouridylase complex; mitochondrion. The transcript is spliced from 3 exons. Gene Ontology annotation, biological process: tRNA wobble position uridine thiolation.
CGUAGGCACCGAGGCCUUAUGGGAGUCGUAGUUCCCCUAGCCACUUCCGUUCCAGUCUUCCGCGUGUCAGAUAGAUUGGACGUUCCAGCACCGCUCUCUCUAUUGGGGAGCAGCCCUGCUGCGAUGCCCGCCCCGCAGUGCGCCUCCUGCCACCAGGCCCGCGCCGCCCUCCGCCGCCCGCGCUCCGGGCUGGCCCUGUGCGGCGCCUGCUUCUGCGCCGCCUUCGAGGCCGAGGUGCUGCACACGGUGGUGGCGGGCCGCCUGCUGCCGCCCGGCGCCGUGGUGGCCGUGGGCGCGUCCGGCGGCAAAGACUCCACGGUGCUGGGCCACGUGCUGCGCGCUCUGGCCCCGCGCCUGGGCGUGUCGCUGCGCCUGGUGGCCGUGGACGAGGGCAUCGGCGGCUACCGGGACGCGGCGCUGGCGGCCGUGCGGCACCAGGCGGAGCUCUGGGAGCUGCCGCUCACCGUGGUGGCCUACGCCGACCUGUUUGGGGGCUGGACCAUGGACGCCGUGGCCCGCAGCGCCGCCGGCUCCGGCCGCAGCCGCGCCUGCUGCACCUUCUGCGGGGUGCUGCGGCGCCGCGCGCUGGAGGAGGGGGCGCGCCGCGUGGGAGCCACGCACAUCGUCACGGGCCACAACGCGGACGACAUGGCGGAGACGGUGCUCAUGAACUUCCUGCGCGGGGACGCGGGCCGGCUGGCGCGGGGCGGACUGCUGGGCUCGCCGGGCGAGGGGGGCGCGCUGCCGCGCUGCCGGCCGCUGCAGCUGGCCUCGCAGAAGGAGGUGGUGCUGUACGCGCACUUCCGCCGCCUGCGCUACUUCUCGGAGGAGUGCGUGUACGCGCCCGAGGCCUUCCGCGGGCACGCGCGCGCGCUGCUCAAGCUGCUGGAGGCGGCGCGGCCGUCGGCGGUGCUGGACCUGGUGCACUCGGCCGAGCGCCUGGCGCUCAGCCCCGCCGCCCGGCCCCCGCCGCCCGCCGCCUGCUCCCGCUGCGGGGCGCUGGCCAGCCGCGCGCUCUGCCAGGCCUGCGCGCUGCUGGACGGCCUCAACCGCGGCCGCCCGCGCCUGGCCAUCGGCAAGGGCCGCCGGGGGCUGGACGAGGGGGCCGCGCGGGCGCGGGGGGCUCUUCCCGGGGGCGGGGACGCAGAAGCCCCUCCUCCCGGGGGGCUGGACACCGGCGCCCCUCCUUCUGGGGACCAGGACACAGACGCCCCUCCUCCAGGGGAGCUGGAUGCAGGCGCCCCUUCUUCUGGGGGGCUGGACACCGGCGCCCCUCCUUCUGGGGAUCCGGAUAUAGCCGCCCCUCCUCCAGGGGAGCUGGAUGCAGGCGCCCCUUCUUCUGGGGGGCUGGACACAAGCGCCCCUCCUUCUGGGGAUCCGGACACAGCCGCCCCUCCUCCCGGGAGGCUGGACACAGACGCCCCUCCUUCUGGGGACCAGGACAGAGAAGCCCCUUCUUUAUGAGAACCUGCACUGAGGGCCUUAAAAUAACUGGGGUGCUGGGGGUUGAACUCUGAGAGUUCAGUGCUUUACCCACUGUGCUACCUCCCAGGUGUAAAUAACUGAAUAAACUCAUUACCUUUG